This is a messenger RNA of Fusarium keratoplasticum, 1170 nucleotides long. RefSeq lists its product as uncharacterized. The coding region runs from base 1 to 1170 and encodes 389 amino acids. The record is from RefSeq and is a predicted model, not a curated record. NCBI's taxonomy places the organism in Eukaryota, Fungi, Ascomycota, Sordariomycetes, Hypocreales, Nectriaceae. The transcript is spliced from 6 exons.
AUGGGUUCGACAAAGAUCCCGUCUAAGCAGCCGGACCUCUGGGCGGCAGAGCUUGUCACCUUUGCGGCAGCGACAAUCUUUUUAGCACUUCGUCUCGUUAGUCGUAGGCUGACGAGGAUUCGACUUUGGUGGGAUGAUUACUUUGCGUUGAUGUGUUACACCAUGGCCCUGGGCUGGCUCGUGAUUGUGCCCAUCUGGAUUCAGAAUGGCUUCGGUUUGCAUAUCUGGGACAUCAAGCACCUGACCAAGGAAAAGGCCCUUUUCCAGACGAAACUCCUCCUCUACAUCGCCGAGCUGAUGUACGCCUCUGCCCUAUUUUUCGCCAAAGCCUCCAUCUUGAGCUUUUAUUGGCGCAUGUUUCGCGUCACAAACAUCAAGCUCCCGAUCCAGAUUCUUUUUACGUGUGCCGUCAUCUGGAUUAUCAUCCGCACCUUUAUGGGAAUCUUCCACUGCAUCCCCGUUCAAACGUUUUGGGACUCCUCCGUGAAAGGAACCUGCGCCAUCGAGGACUCCAAGUUCUUCUUCGGAACUAUCCUCGUCCACGUUAUACUCGAUAUUUGCAUCCUGAUUCUGCCCAUUCUGCAGAUCCGAAAGUUGCAGCUGCCUGGACUGCAGAAGCUGGGCGUCAUGGUCAUGUUUCUAUUUGGUAUUAUUAUCUGCGUGGCCGCCAUGGUCAUUAUCGUUGCUUCUACCGAAUUUGAUAAUACCUCGGAUGACCUGACGUGGAACCUUUCUACUAUUGUUAUUUGGGCAUCAGUUGAAGUCAAUCUUGUUACUGUAUCGGCCUGUCUUCCAACCGUUCGUCCGGCGUGUAUCUACCUCUUCACCUGUACCCACCCCAUCUCCUCCAUCGGCUCUGGAUCAAACAGCUACGGACAAGCCUACGGUCGAAGCCAAACCAAGAAGUCGAUCCGCCUUUCAACGCUGCCCAAGGGGAACGAGGACGAGUCGAGCUCGACACACCAACUCGCCGAAACAGAGGCUGGCCGCGGUUCCGUGUCAGACUUUGAGAGCCACGCCCUCGAUAGAUAUCGCGGAAAUACAUCUACAAUAACUGGGCCGGGGCAUGAUGGUUCUUCGGAUGAUUUCCCGACUGGCUCUGCUUUUGGUGGUAUCAUGGUUAAGAACGAGACGACUGUGAGGGUGUCGACGGCUGGUCAGCCGCAUUAA